GUGCGUGCGGGCGCGACAGAGACGCACCGAUAGGUAACCAAUAUUUGACAUUCGCUCUAUACAGUGCGCUCGCAUGUGUGGUACACAGGCCGGGGAGUGUGUGUGCGAGAGAGAGCGCGACAGAGGGGUGGGGUGCUGAAUGAAACAUACCAUCUGUCGAAUAGGAUACACAACAGCAUUUAGAUCCGCGUUAACAUUUCACUAGAUCAAUAUAUAUCGCUCCGUUUAACAAUUCACGGUUUUCGUUCAAUCUGUUGGUCCGUUGUUCGGUUCUGCAUUGUUGUUGUUGUUUGUUGCCGUACUCGACCGUGUGCCCGGCACAGUGUGUUUUGUUGUUUUCGGGGGGUGGCACUUCGUCCGACGCCGGCUGUGCGACAUUGCGGCGUGUCACAGGUUAUUUCUUGGGGGUUGUUCAAUUAAACAGAGCCACCACGUCGUGCCUACAGGAUUGCGCCAUGGGGUGCACCGUAUCAGCGGAGGAGAGGGCCGCCGCUGCCAUCACCCGAAAAAUCGACCAGUCUCUCAAAGAGGAGAGCGAGAAGGAGAAACGGGUUGUCAAAUUGCUCCUUUUAGGUGCUGGUGAAUCGGGGAAAAGUACAAUAGUAAAACAGAUGAAAAUUAUCCACGAAAGUGGGUUCACCAGUGAGGACUUCAAACAAUAUCGACCGGUAGUCUAUAGCAAUACAAUCCAGUCCCUGGUGGCGAUCCUAAGGGCGAUGCCCAACCUCGGAAUUAGUUACGGGAACAACGAGAGAGAGAUUGACGGGAAGAUGGUGUUUGAUGUCAUACAAAGAAUGGAAGACACCGAGCCGUUCUCGGAAGAAUUGUUGGCGGCGAUGAAGAGGUUGUGGGCCGAUUCAGGUGUGCAGGAGUGCUUUGGACGAUCCAACGAGUACCAACUCAACGAUUCUGCCAAAUAUUUCCUCGACGACCUGGAUCGACUGGGCGCCAAAGAUUACCAGCCUACAGAACAAGAUAUUCUUCGAACACGCGUGAAAACAACGGGUAUCGUUGAAGUACACUUCUCCUUUAAGAACCUUAAUUUUAAGCUCUUCGAUGUCGGUGGACAGCGAUCAGAAAGAAAAAAGUGGAUACACUGUUUCGAGGACGUCACAGCGAUUAUCUUUUGCGUGGCGAUGAGCGAAUACGAUCAAGUUCUACACGAGGAUGAAACGACGAAUCGGAUGCAAGAAAGUUUAAAACUGUUCGACUCCAUCUGCAACAAUAAGUGGUUCACGGACACGUCUAUAAUUCUUUUCCUGAACAAGAAAGAUUUGUUCGAGGAGAAAAUUAGGAAAUCACCUCUCACAAUAUGUUUCCCAGAAUACGGAGGGGCCCAGGAGUACGGUGAAGCGGCAGCCUACAUUCAGGCCCAAUUCGAGGCAAAAAAUAAAUCUACAACCAAAGAAAUAUACUGCCACAUGACCUGCGCCACCGACACGCAUAACAUCCAAUUCGUGUUCGACGCAGUCACAGACGUAAUCAUAGCUAAUAAUCUGCGCAACUGCGGCCUCUACUGAAACCAACCGAUUUCGUAUUAUAAUUAUUACUAUAAUUAUUCCUUUCCUCACAUUACUGACUUUAGUACAUUGUUGAGCCAAAAAUUGAUAAGUGCUGUUUGUAUUUGCGGUUUGCUCGCACGACACCUCCGAUCUAAUCGUAUGUCCACGUGUCGGACGUGUCGGCAUCGCAAAUACACUGAAACUGUACCAAAGUUGAGUGAGACAUUGAAAAUGUGUUCUUUUUGUUAUGGAUUUUAAAUAAGUUUAAUAAAAAAAACUGAUAGUUAUGUAAAAAGUAAGCGUCUGGUUAUACUGUGCCGCAAUCCUUUAUUGUAUGGGUCCCAUCGUUUACAUAAACUAGUGCAACAAACAUCACAUACAAAUGUGGAUAAUGUCGCAAAUAUAUCACUGAUAGAUCGAAUGAAGAUCACUGUACAUUACACAUGACGCACACAGUACAAUCAUCAAAGUUUUCUACUCGUAAUACGUAACGACAAAAGCAUGUGCACAAAUAAUCUAAUAAGUUAGUCCCGUCAAAAAGCCAUUACGUGAUGUUGAUGUUCAUGGAUAUGCGAUUUCAGUUCCACAAAUUGGUCAGAUGAUGUGAUGCUAUCGUCAAAGAUUUCGAAUUGUUGACUAUUUCUAGGAUUUAAAUAAUGGAACCCAGUGCAGCAAUGAUUGCUAAUUGUGCUUGAUAAUACAGAACAUCUACUUGAUUACAAUGUUGUACAAUUUCUAUCCUUGUUCUAAAAUGAUGCACACAUCUCUCGGUUCAAACGCACAUUUCUUCUAGCAUAAAUACUUACUCAACAUUGUAAAAUAAAAUAAACCUUUACGCAGACCUUGCACAAACGUGCCAUUAGGGAGAUUGCAUUUAUUAAUGUAUUAGCUUUUGUAUUUUUUUUUUGUUUGUUUUAUUUACUAUUUUUUAUAAGUCUAAUUAAUGUUAUUUAUGUUUUAUAAUUUUAACAAAAUGAAUUUAACUUUAUAAAAAAUAUAUAUUAUACAAGCUGCAAAGGUAUCCAUACUAUUAACACAAUUUUUUAAACCAACCAACAAAUUAAUAACCAAAAGUGGUUUCGCACAAGCUAUCUUAUCUAUCUAUCCAGACAGAUUAUUUAUUGAAGUUGAAAUAAAAAAUAGUCACAAGAACAGUUUUGUGUUAACCGUAUGGCUGUCAAUGUCUUAGUUUUAGUUACCAAGUAAGUACCUACAUGUUAAAUAAUGUGGAACAAAAUUAUUAAUUGUCAGCUCAAGUAGCCAUUGAAACUAUAUAUAAAAUAAUAUUAAACAUUCUAAUUGAUAUAAACUACUUGUAUGUAUUACGUUUUGUUUUAAUAACAAUAUAAUAACAUGUUCUUUGGCUAGUGUUACUCUUUGAAAGAUUUCUACGCGAAACAUAUCUGAGAGUCGGCAAAACUACUUACUACUUAAUUUUGACGACUUUCGCACAUGAAAGCAAUUGAAAUUUUCUACGGAGAUCCGCGGUAUGUUGUUAUAUUGUGCACAAAAAAAAAAAUAAGGAUGUUCUCAAAUCAGGUAAAAAUGGACCUUUAUAAUAGAAUUAAAAAUAUAUACAUUUAAUGUGUACAUAAAUAUAUGGCGCUUUAACGUUCAAGAAAAGUAGCUUCAGUAAUAUUUUGUAGUGUAGUCUAUGCAUUUUUUUUUGACGAAUCAUUGUAAUGUAAUGCAUUUUUCGUGAUACAUUCCUCAGAUAUUUUGUAUCUCAUCUUCUUUCAUUUGCCAUAUCUUGAACAAACAAACUUUUUUUCGACUAUUAUGAGAAAAUACAAUCACCCAUUAUAGCAAAAAAAACAUUAGUACUUGUCGUAUUUCAUAAAUUUAAAAAGAAAUAAUUAACAUAAAAUUAAAUAAUAUCGCUCAAUUAUGAAUUUUCCAAUGUUGCUACAAAAUAUACGUUUAAAGAUCAAUGUUCGAACAUGUGUUUGCACGACAGGUUUCUCUGUUUAUGGCACCUAAAUUGUAUAAUUAGCUAUACUUAUGAUUCUUCCAAAAUUUAACUAAUUAAGAAACGCCCACCUAGAGGGAAGCAAGUCAUAAAGAGUUACGUAAAUGUAUGUUGAUGCACUUUUAGAAACACAUGAAACAUUUGUUUUGUUAACGAACAACUACAAAUCAAUUAAUCUUAUUAAUAAAUAAUAAGACUGAUUUACCACCACAUAAAAGUUUAUUGUCUAUAGGUGAUGCGCCUAGGUCGUAGUUUUGUUUUCACAGUUAUAUAGUUUUAUGUUAAUUAUUUUAAAGUCAGACAAGUCAAGUUGUGUAUAAAUAAAUAAAUAGGUUUGUAAGUGAUUAAAUGUUUGGUAGUAUACUAUUGAGUCAUUAUAAGUUUUCUAGUCAGAUUAUUUUCUAAUUGUAACUUUUUGGCAUUAUAAAAGUUUUUGUAAUUUAUUUCAUGAAAAAUAAAUUGAACAUAUGAACGACCAUUGUUUUAAUUUAACGACAGCUUCAACUUUCAUGUAAUUUACUAAAAUAUGCAGAUUUAAGGGACAAAUAGGUGAAACAGUUCACAUCUAUACGGAUAGACAAAAAGUAGUCCAAAAUGGACAAUUUACUAUCUACUUAUAUGUUUUUCUAGACGAGAAACCAUCUUUUUUACAUACUUUCAAUUGAAUAUAACCUAUUGUAAAGUAUUUUUAAUAUGUCUUGAUAAAUGCAAGUGUUUACCUAAAUAUAUCAUUUUUUUAAGUAGUAUUUUAUAUUUCAGUGUUUUAUUAACGAUUUAGGUGAAUUUCAGUGUUUCAAAUAUUUAGGUAAAUUGUAUUUAUUAAACUGUUUUUCCUUCAUAAUGCACAUAAACGCCAUAUUUUCUGGAUUGAUCAAGAAAAAAUGUGAUUUUUAUUCAUAUACAAUUGUACAUUUUUUGUUGUUCAAUGCUGAAGCUUUCACUACAAUUAUAAACGGUUACUUCACAAUUUACAAUAUAUUUUAAACGUCUCAUGAUUUAUAAACAUAUCCGUAUUUUUAUUCAAAUUUUAAUAUUGUGUGUCCGUAAUCAAUUAAGCAUUUUAAUGGAUAAAAACUAAACUGUUAUUAUAUACAUGACUAUUAGACCACUUUGUAUAGAACGAAAUUUUAUUGUUAAAUCAAGGGACGUCAUAUUAAUGAUAAGCACUUGCAUAACAUACAUUGUUGCUUAGUUGUGGAAUAAAAAAUAAUUUUAAGAUAUAUGAGAUACUGAGAUAGAACGAUGUACUUGUUUUCCAAUAAAUAUCAGUAAUUGUAACAUUCAUAAAUACAGAGGUUGUCCUCUCAUUGUAUGUUUGUUUCUCUGUGAUGUGAAUACGAUAAAUAAAUUUUACCCAUUUCGAAAUAA
Aethina tumida (small hive beetle) is the source of this 4839-nucleotide messenger RNA. RefSeq names its product guanine nucleotide-binding protein G(o) subunit alpha (gene Galphao). Gene Ontology annotation, molecular function: G protein-coupled receptor binding; G-protein beta/gamma-subunit complex binding; GTPase activity. The record is from RefSeq and is a predicted model, not a curated record. The transcript is spliced from 8 exons. Gene Ontology annotation, biological process: adenylate cyclase-modulating G protein-coupled receptor signaling pathway. NCBI's taxonomy places the organism in Eukaryota, Metazoa, Arthropoda, Insecta, Coleoptera, Nitidulidae. Gene Ontology annotation, cellular component: heterotrimeric G-protein complex. Bases 456 to 1520 code for a protein of 354 amino acids.